GCCCCGCCCCCUCGGCCCUGCGGUCGUGGAUCUCCCACAGCUAACAUGGCGGCCCCCUGUAUAUCCUACCGCGGAGCGGUUUCCUGCCGGCUGCUUCUCUUGGGUAGGGGUAGCCUCCUCCGGAAGCAAGUCCUCUGGAAAACCGCGGCAGCUGAGUUGCAAACAAAUGUCAGAUUCCAGGUAUUAGGGCUAAGUCAUACUGCAGUUGUAACAAGAAAGAAAAAUGUUCCCGCCUUAAAACGUGAAACUUACACAGUAGAUUUUAUUAAAAAGCAGAUUGAAGAGUUCAACAUAGGAAAGAGACAUUUAGCCAACAUGAUGGGAGAAGAUCCAGAAACUUUCACUCAAGAGGAUAUUGAUAAAGCUAUUGCUUACCUUUUCCCAAGUGGUUUGUUUGAGAAAGAAGCCAGGCCAGUAAUGAAGCAUCCUGAACUGAUUUUUCCAAAACAAAGAGCAAUCCAGUGGGGAGAAGAUGGCCGUCCAUUUCACUAUCUCUUCUAUACUGGCAAACAGUCAUACUAUUCAUUAAUGCAUGAUAUAUAUGGAAUGUUACUUAAUUUAGAAAAACGUCAAAACCAGUUGCAAGCCAAAGGUCUGCUUCCACAAGAAACUAAAACCAGAGACCUGAUUGGCAGCAGAUGGCUGAUUAAGGAGGAACUAGAAGAAAUGUUAGUGGAAAAACUGUCAGAUCAAGAUUAUAUGCAGUUCAUUCAACUGCUAGAAAAGUUAUUGACAUUGCACUAUGGUGCUGCUGAGGAAGAAUUUGUGCAGAGGUUUCGAAGAAGUGUAAUCAUUCAGUCAAAAAAACAGCUGAUUGAACCUGUGCAGUAUGACGAGCAAGGAAUGGCCUUUAGCAAAAGCGAAGGUAGAAGAAAGACUGCAAAAGCAGAAGCAAUUGUUUACGAACAUGGAAGUGGAAAAAUAAAAGUAAAUGGAAUUGAUUACCUGCAUUACUUCCCAGUCAUGCAGGACAGAGAACAGCUGAUGUUCCCUUUCCACUUUGUUGACCGGCUUGGGAAACACGAUGUGACCUGCACAGUCUCAGGGGGCGGGAGGUCGGCGCAGGCUGGAGCAGUACGAUUGGCAAUGGCAAAAGCCUUGUGCAGCUUUCUCACUGAGGACGAGGUCGAGUGGAUGAGACAAGCUGGACUGCUUACUACUGACCCACGUGUGAGAGAACGGAAGAAGCCCGGCCAAGAGGGAGCCCGCAGAAAGUUUACCUGGAAGAAGCGCUAAGGGUUUGUUCCCAGGAAAGAAGAGCUGUAUAGACGUGCCGACACAUAGCAAACACGCAGUGAAUAAUGGCUGACCAGCACGAGGGCAGUACUGUCAGAAAUGUCUUUGAGUUGUGAGAUGGAUUUAUUUUUAAAUGCUACUUUGUAAAGGUGACCUUUACAAAAUAAAAGGAAAAAAAACAAAUCUUAGUCUCA
Saimiri boliviensis boliviensis (Bolivian squirrel monkey) is the source of this 1430-nucleotide messenger RNA. RefSeq names its product mitochondrial ribosomal protein S9 (gene MRPS9). Lineage: Eukaryota; Metazoa; Chordata; Mammalia; Primates; Cebidae. Gene Ontology annotation, biological process: translation. Gene Ontology annotation, cellular component: mitochondrial small ribosomal subunit; ribosome. Gene Ontology annotation, molecular function: structural constituent of ribosome; RNA binding. The record is from RefSeq and is a predicted model, not a curated record.